Anisakis simplex (herring worm) is the source of this 642-nucleotide messenger RNA. NCBI's taxonomy places the organism in Eukaryota, Metazoa, Nematoda, Chromadorea, Rhabditida, Anisakidae. The record is from the annotation of a GenBank genome assembly.
AUGCCGAGUCAAUUACCCGCCAAACCGGGUAAUAUAAAAGACCCGGCCCUCGCAUCGCUCUUCUCCACCAAAGAUCCAGAGCAGCGAUUCGAGGAUUUACGAGAAAUCGGUCAUGGAUCAUUCGGCGCCGUAUUUUUUGCGCAAGAUAAGGAAACGAAUGAAACAGUGGCCAUUAAAAAGAUGGCAUAUUCGGGUAAGCAGUCUAACGAGAAAUGGGCUGAUAUAAUCAAAGAGGUUUCAUUCCUGAAGAAUAUCUCUCAUCCAAAUAUUGUCGAUUAUCGAGCGUGUUAUUUGAAGGAAUACACUUGUUGGUUAGUGAUGGAAUAUUGUAUUGGCUCAGCAGCUGAUAUCGUAGAAGUGCAUCGACAUCCGUUACAUGAAUGCGAAAUAGCGGCGAUUAUUGAUCAGACAUUAUGUGGAUUAGCCUACUUACAUAAUGCUGGUCGAAUUCAUCGCGAUAUUAAAGCUGGAAACAUACUCCUUACCGAUCGUGGCCUCGUCAAAUUAGGUUCAUUAUUUCAGCAUUCUUGUUUUCGUUUCAAUUUUCAGAUGUUCUAUAUAUUUGGUUGUGAUUCCAUUCGCCUCUCACCAAUGUUUCACAUGUUAUUUCCUUGCAGUGUUUUUGUGUUCAGUCGAAGCUGA